Molecule: messenger RNA, 2254 nt
Organism: Neopsephotus bourkii (Bourke's parrot)
Lineage: Eukaryota; Metazoa; Chordata; Aves; Psittaciformes; Psittacidae
Gene: ELK3
Product: ETS transcription factor ELK3
Exons: 5
Coding region: 464-1687 (407 amino acids)
Biological process (GO): cell differentiation; regulation of transcription by RNA polymerase II
Cellular component (GO): nucleus
Molecular function (GO): sequence-specific DNA binding; DNA-binding transcription factor activity, RNA polymerase II-specific
Source: RefSeq, a predicted model, not a curated record
GGGGUGUAGCACAGGAAGAGGUGGAGGUCGGGGGAGCCGGCGGAGCUCCCUGCGAGGCUGCGGAGUCACCGUUACCCAUUUUACUAUGUGUGUGUCUUACAUUACAGCCAUGCUGCACAUCAGUGGCCAGAGCCAGGGGAGAGGGGAGGAAAAGCCUGUUUACACAGACUGCAAACCGCCUGGGGAAUAAUGCAGGAAAGGAAGUGAGCCGGCUCUCUGUCUGACUGCUCUGACUUCCUGCUCGCUCUCUCACACGGGCACACACACACGCACACACACACACACACACACACACACCCCGGCCGAAGGGGAAAAAAAGGAGAAAAAAAAAAGUAAAAUCAGGAUCUCAUUACAAGAGCAACAGAGCGUUUGCAGAAGACUGUCAGCAUGGAGAACCAGGGAAUUUUACCCGGCUCCCUCUAAACUACCAGGAGAGAGCGGAGAAGUCCCUCAGCCGCUGGGUAUGGAGAGUGCAAUCACACUGUGGCAGUUCCUUUUGCAGUUGCUGCUAGACCAGAAACAUGAGCACCUGAUUUGCUGGACGUCUAACGAUGGCGAGUUCAAGCUACUCAAGGCAGAAGAAGUGGCUAAGCUGUGGGGACUCAGAAAAAACAAAACUAAUAUGAAUUAUGACAAGCUGAGCCGGGCGCUCAGAUACUAUUAUGACAAGAACAUUAUCAAGAAAGUGAUUGGACAAAAAUUUGUGUACAAGUUUGUCUCCUUUCCUGAGAUUUUAAAAAUGGAUCCACAUGCUGUGGAAAUCAGCAGAGAGAGCCUUUUGCUGCAGGACAGCGACUGUAAGAUGCCUUCCGAGAGCAGGGAUCAGCACAAGCACAGCUUGUCAGCACUGAAAAGCACAAGCCGUAAUGAAUAUAUCCACUCUGGCCUGUACUCCUCUUUCACUAUCAACUCUCUGCAGAACCAGCCAGACCCUUACAAGCCAAUCAAAACAGAAAAACUGGAGGAGGAGUCAGAAGGAAACACACCAGUGGAAGAGGUUCGGACUGUCAUCAGAUUUGUGACAAACAAAACAGACAAACAAGUUAUGAAGCCCAUGGUGUCGUUGCCUUCCACUUCCGAAACGGCAGCUGCCUCUGCUUUUCUCAGCUCGUCAGUAUCAGCUAAAAUAUCUUCCUUAAAGCUACCCAACAGUGCCAGCAUUUCAUCUCCAUCGUCAUCUUCCUCCCGGUCACCGUCUCUGUCUCCCACCUCACCUCUCCCUGCAGAUCACAGGAGCCUCUUCCUUGAUUCCAGUUGCCACGACUCAGAUUCCCUUGAGCCUUUGAACCUCUCCUCAGGCUCCAAGGCAAAAUCUCCAUCUCUUCCCCCAAAGGCUAAAAAACCCAAAGGCUUGGAAAUCUCUGCCCCACCUAUGGUCCUUUCCAGCACCGACAUCGGUUCCAUCGCCCUCAACAGCCCUGCACUUCCUUCAGGAUCCCUGACUCCAGCUUUCUUCACUGCACAGACCCCAAAUGGAUUAUUGCUGACCCCAAGCCCGCUGCUGUCUAGCAUUCAUUUCUGGAGCAGCCUCAGCCCAGUUGCUCCUCUGAGUCCUGCCAGGCUGCAGGGACCAAACACUCUGUUCCAGUUUCCAACUCUGCUGAACGGUCACAUAACAGUGCCGCUCCACAGCCUGGACGGAGCCUCUUCUCCAGUGCUGCUUUCUCCUAACGCCCAGAAAUCCUGAUGAUGCCUCAUCUUGCCAAGGACUUACUGGUGGAUUUAACACUUCAUUCCUAUGGGCUAGUUUUUUUAUCAUCUCCUGUGUCAUGAGAAGGACAUUGUGAAAACCCUCUAUUACCUUGGUUUGCACUUUUCAUUACAUGGAUAAUCUACUUUUAUUAUGUUAGCAUUUUAAACAGUGUUUAUAUAUAAAAGUAUAUAUAAAUCUGUUUUGCAUUAAACGAAUUAUAAUUUUUUUAUAUCAUAGCUCUCAAGUGUUGAACACUUCUGUUGUUGAUGAAGUACUUUUCCUAACGGACUGCAACAAUGUAUCUAAUAAGGAUGUGAAGCUUCUUUUUAAUCCUUUUUCCUGCAUAUUAUGCAUUGUGCUUGUGGAAACUAUAACCGGCUGUGCCUUCUUUUGCAUAAUGUCAUGUAAAUGAUUUAUAUAUUUUCUAGUAUUAAGAUAAAAGGUUGAAAGAAAAAACUAGUAUUGAACAGCCCUAUGGUAGUAUUUCAGUAUUUCUCCACGGAUAGGCCAUAAGAUGCAGUGUAUUCAUGUACCUUUGUAUUAAGUGCUUUCAAAUUGUAU